Molecule: messenger RNA, 3553 nt
Organism: Triplophysa rosa
Lineage: Eukaryota; Metazoa; Chordata; Actinopteri; Cypriniformes; Nemacheilidae
Gene: r3hcc1
Product: R3H domain and coiled-coil containing 1
Exons: 8
Coding region: 674-1345 (223 amino acids)
Molecular function (GO): nucleic acid binding
Source: RefSeq, a predicted model, not a curated record
AGCUGUGUCAGUUUAAAUCAAAGAGAUAAAUAAAUAGAGUUGCUGUGUUUGUAGCUGUAACUUCGUUUGUACGUCGAUUAAAUCGUUCCCAGUGAUUCAAACACCAUUUACCACAUCGGCUAACCCCGCUGUGGAUCAUCCUCCUAACACACUGGCUCUUCCUUGCAUUGAUGGCUGUUACCUCCCCAAACAAGAGAAUCAAUUCAUCCACACGAUCUUGGAUGAAAUCUUCACCUUUCAGGAGAAAAAUGAUCAGAAAAGCGUCCUACUAUUCCCACCUCUUCCAAGCCGACUUCGCUUCCUAAUUCACAAAACCACUUUGAACCACCCUGACCUCACCACCUUCUCUGUGGGUGAUGGCUGGGCUCGCAGAACUGUUCUCUGCCACUCCCAUCUCAGGUUGCAUACAGAGGAAGAUUGCAGAGACACAGAGCGCAGUUCCUAUCAGCGACCGCACUGUCGGGGCAGGGGAAGGGGGGGCAGAGGCAACAGCCGACCACCAGAAACCACAUUCAACAACAGAAGAGGAGCCAGACGGCCCGACAAGCCUGUUUAUGUUCCGCGUGCUAUAAGACAGAAUGUGUCUGAAAACUUGGCAGGUUUUGAACAACUGAACCUCAACCCUUGCGAGAACAGCUUGAGCACUUCCGAGGAAUCCAGCUCUGAUGACAUCAUGAAGGGACCGCUUGUAGCCAAUCAGGAGCCAGACGUGAAUAGUACUAACCAAUCACUGAAUGAUGCCUGUGACCAGACCGUGCCUUUCUUAACAUCCAUGCCAUUAGAUGACCGAGAUGAUGAAAACUGUAGCAACACAGUCGUUCCCACAGAUGAAACUAUCCAGCCACUCGACAGUGAAGAAAUUGAACAGUUGUACUCUGAGAUCAAAGCCAACCUGAAACACAAGGACGUUGUCAUACAGAAUACCUGCAAUGAUUAUUCCGGUUUUGCAACUAUCUGGCUCAACCAAAAUGAGUUCUCCCAUGUCAUUGAGAUCUAUGACUUCCCUAACAUCUUCAAAACUGAUGAUCUCCUCGAUGCUUUUGUCGACUACAGUGAGGGGGGCAUGAAGAUCAAGUGGGUAAAUGACACUCAUGCACUCGGUGUAUUCUCAAGUCAGGCAGCAGCUGAACAGGUGCUCUCCCUUAAGCAUCCAUUACUGAAGACCCGUCCUCUGUCAGAGGGAAGUCAGAAAGCAAAGUGGAAAGCAAUGAGACGAGCAGAUGUGCACUGGGUCACAGCUCGAGGUUGCCUGGCUUUGUGUGGCAGGUUCCAGGCCGGUUUGUGGGGGCUGAAGACCGCUGGUCCUGCCUCUGACAGAUCUGAAAGAGAUCAGAAAAAUAAAUGAAGCAAACAUAAAACUGUGUGUGCUUGAUUUAAGCAGCCUGAAAUGCAAGAUUAGCAGCAUUAGAUUUUAAACCUUUAUCCUGCUUAGAAACAUGCACCGGUCCGCUCGCAACAGACCAUCUUUUCUUCACCUAAAUGAAGAAAACUGUAUAAAAACAUUUAGCCUAUAUAAACAUUAUUCUAUAAUUGCGCCUUAAAAAUGAUCAGUAAUUUAUAUCUCGUUUUUACAUUAACACAUUAAUGUAACUUAAAGUUUUUCAAGACUGAAGUCAGAUUAAAUUUGUUUAAAUUUAAAUUCAUUAUACCUCAGCUGGAGAUCGGUUCACUACACCAACGCUGUUGACCGCAGCGAUCUCUUUCCAAAACUGUUUUUUACUUCAUUUGAGUCCGCUCUCCAAGGUUAAAAGUUCCUCGUUUUGGCCGGGUUACGUUUCUCCAUGUCGCAAAAUCUAGGUGCGAGGCGUCUACUCCCACGAAUUUAGAGGGGCGUUAUAUGUAAACUACGACCGAUUUCAGCCGCCACAUUUAUCAAGGUACGAUCAUUCUGAGAUUGGCGGCAUACGAAUGUUUGUAAGAUCUGUCGUAAGAUGAUUUCUGCGCACGAAUCUGCGCUCAUUUCUAUGUUCGAUUGAUAAAUGAGGCCCAUUGUCUCUUUGAUAUGUUUAUUGACAAGUACUUGUUGUCACACAGAAUUUAUUCAGCCGGUGAAGGAGAGGCCGCGUACAGACACUGAGGUCGCUCGGCGGAUGGUGACCAGAGCGCUGGGUUUGAGAGGAGGAUCAAAAGGAAAACUCUGACUCCAAAAAGACUAUAGUUUUUAAGACAAAAUCUCGAAGCAACUACUAAACCGCCAAAAAUGUACUCUCUCAAUUUUUUAAAUGUAAAGAACAGCCCACAUUUUGCUCUGCUCCCCACUGACAGGUGUGUAUGACUUUAUAAACAAAUAAUAGAGAGAAUAAUCCCAUGAAUACUGUGCCAGAUGCAUAGAUGUAAAUGUAAAGUGAAUCUUUUUUGUGGUUACACAGGAAGUGCUUGGCAUCUCACAAGUGUUCCAGUUAUUCAUUUCCUGAGCUAUGUUGUAUUGUAGAAACCUGCCGAUGGUUUAUUGACCAUCUGAUUGUGUGUUCUGGUAAGCAUUUAAAGCACCUUUUUUCUUCACUUUUUUAAGCAGGAAAUGUGGCUUGGGAAAACAGUCUUGUUUAUUUCAGCCUGCUUGGUUACCUCUUACUAACACAUCUGGCAUCUCUUGACAUCUGGUGUAACUAUUACAAACACACCAUUUCAUUAACAGUGACGUAUUUCAAUUAGGACUAGAAAUAUUGGUAACACUUUACAAUAAGGUGCUAUUUGUUAACAGUAGUAAAUGCAUUGGCUAACAAUGAACAAUUUUAGUUUUUCAGCAUUUAUUAAUCCUUGUCAAUACAAUUAUUCAUGUUAGUUCAUGGUGUAUUAACUCAUGUUAACAGACACAACGUUUGAUUUAGAUGUUUUAAUGCUAAAAUGAACAUGAACUAAGAUGAAUAAAUGCUGUAGAAGAAAUGAUCAUUGUUAGAUGUUAGCUAAUGCAUCAACUAAUUGUUAACAAGCAGCACAUUAUUUUAAGGUGUAACUGAAAUUUUGAGGAACAAAGUAAUGUUGCUUAGAUGUAUAAAAAAAUUGAUAGACUCUCAAAAGCAAUUUCUUACACAGUUUAUUCAGGACUACAUUCUUGAAUUUAUUGAUUGAAGUCAGUGCCAGACAUCUUAUCAGGGCAGAUUAAAGCAAACAAGACCGGAUCACUGACAAGGAAAUGGUCACUUUUGUUUUUUUAUGAUUGGCAUUGCUUCACUGUUGUUUCUUAGUUAGUUUCUGUUGGUAGAGUUCGGUUUUUAGGCAAAAUGUAUGUUUGGGAUUUUAAUGUUUUGGGGAUCGAAAAGGAGACCGCAUGGCAUUUUUGGCACAUUAAAUAUAUGUUUUGUUUAUACAUAGUAUUACUUGCAGCUAAAAGUCACUCAUACUAGAUUCUAUAGUUUACAAGAUUUGAUUUACAUGCUGUUUAUUUAUUGUCUGGAUAUGUUUUUGUGUACUUUGAGAGAUGUUUCAGAAAAAUUCAGCAUAUUACAUUUAAAUAGAAAAGGAGUGAAACUAUUCAUUUUUAAAAGUGUAACAUUGUCUUAUGUUAGUUUUAUUGUAUCGUCAUUAAAACUGUUUUUUAACUUGUCUCGGUUGU